AUGAACAGCGCUUGCAACUACAGGGUUUGAAGCAAAACACCUCAAAAUUAUUUAAAAAAAUACUUUUUUAGACAAUCAAAUACGAGUCGUUCAGCGCCUUAACAUUGACCAUUCCGAAUUCACAAAUGGGCACGGUAAGAUUUUCAGAGAGCUGCGCGUCGCGGCUUGCGAAGCGGUCGAAUUUUUGACUAUUUCUUAACUUUUCUGUCUUAAAGGGUUUGAAUCGUGAAUAAUGUGAUCAAAAGCAGUUUCACCGAAAAUAUUGAAUCCACCCUUGAAAUCAGGGGAAAAUUAAGAAAAUCAAAACUUAGUACGUAGUUGUGUCCGGCCUGCGCGCAACUUUAGAUUUUUAACCAAUCCAUAAAAAAAAGUAUGAAUUAUUUUUUUUAGCCAACGAAUAUCGAGCACAUUUUGCGAAGGUACUUUUGCUCUGAGGUGAUUCGAGACGCGACUUGCGACCAGUGCAAGGAGAAUUCUCGGAAACAGAAGGGCUUCCUCAAAAAACACGGCAUUGUCAAGGUUUGUUCGAACUUUUGAGCGGUACUAACACCGCCUUUGGCGUGAAAAAUAGGAAAAUCUUUGAAGUAUAUGAACAUUUUGAAAGAUACAAUUCUUAGUACAAUUUUUGACAAACUAGCUAUGGAAAAAGUUGUGAAAAAAUAACUGCACAGAAAUUAGCGGAAAAUUCCCAAGAAGGAGCUUCAAAAGUUUCCAGAAAACCCAGUUUUCUUGUAAGAACGAAAGUAUAAGUGAAGAGCCGCUUAAAAAGUAGCUUUUAAACAUCCCAAAAUAGUAUAUAGGUGUCAACGGGUGCGCCCGCUUUAAGUUCCUGUUAAAACGGUUGAUAUACCUCAUCAGCAUGAGAUAACUUCAAAUCUAAUAUUUUUCUUCGAAAAUUCCCGAAUUUCGAAUUUAUAGAUGCCCCAGACGCUCCUGAUCCGCCUGGAACGUGUCGGAAUGCUGCCCUCGGGACACUUGAAACUCAACGAACACGUCUCUUUCAGUGAACAUUUGUCCGUUCAGGAAGUCUGCUUCAGAAGGGAUUUCAGGUUGCGAAAGGUAUCAGAAUCCAGAAAAAAAGUCUGAUUCAGUUUUUUUUUAGAACUGAAUUAAUAGCAUUCAGAAAGGAGAUAUCUGAUUUUGGUUUUUGAUGAACCAAGCUAGCUAGGGAUGAGAGUCUCUUGAUGGGUUUUAUUUUGAAAUUGAAGCUCAAGAAUAAUCAGAAUGUUUUUUCAACAGCUAGCUUUUCUUUAGGUGAACUCUAAUGUAUACAUUUUCAACUGGAUUGGCCAGAAUUCAAAAAAUAUAAGCGAGAUUGGUCAGUCAAUCAUAUAAGUUUCUAAAUUAGGGUUAAAAAUUUUUGGUUCAAAGUUUUUUUUCACGACUUAGUCAAAUAAAAAUAAGUAAAGACGUUAGCGUCAAAAAUUAAAAAUUAGAACAAAAAAAUCAGAAAAAUCCCUUUUUUUAAAAGGAAAAAUUAUCUGUAGGGUUUGUAGAGCUAGCACAAAAAAAGAUUUAACUAGGAACUUUUUCAAAGCAUUUCAGAAAGUACAACCUACACUAGAAAUAGAAAAAAAGCUGAAAAAAGAUAAAAUCCGUCAAAAUUACGGUCUUUCUCAACAUGAACAAGCUUCUGCAGAUCUCCAGAACUGAGAGUUGGAAAAUCAUGUUUUUCCAGGAAGCCUAUGAGGAAUCGCAGAGAAAGUGGGAAUUGGCGGACGGUUCGGCGAGAGUUUUCGGCGGAGCUGAGAUUGUCGACGGACUUCGCGGCAAAGUCACAAGUUCCCUGCUGGAAUCUUCAGAUCCUCGGUUUCCUUCGAUAAGGUGGGAUACAGAACCUUCUCGAAAUCAGGUAAAGCAUGAAAAAGGCAAUUUUAAUUUUGAGGGAGAACAGGAGACUCAUUUUUGACAUUUUUUCUCGAAUCUCUAAUAUUUUUCAAAGAAAAAGUACUGUAGACGUAGAACUUUAACUGUACAAAAAAAUUUCAAAGAUGGUUUUUCGCACUUUUUGGCUUUGAUGGAAAAAAAGUUUGUGCCGCUCAGCCAAAAAGAAAAGUUUUUUCGUUUUUUUUUUUACUUUUUUCUUUUCAAUCUUUUUCAAAAACUUAAAAGUCUUCAGAUAAAAAAUGACGUUGAAGUAAAACCAUAAAAAAAUUGGACACAUUACUUUCUUUUCCUGUUCUUCAUUUCUUGACUUAAAAGAAUAGAUUCCUGAUUAAUUUUUUUGUUUGCCUGAAAAUUUCUUUAAAAAAAUAAAUUUCGCAGUCACGCCAAGUUGACUGAAGGCCACGCGGAAGCCGAACGACACACCUACCAACUUCGGGCCGUUUGCGAACACCGCGGAGGACCCUUCUCGGGCCAUUUCGUGACCUAUCGUCGUGGUCCAGCUCCCAACUCUUUCAACUGGUUCCUCACUAAUGAUUCUCAGGUUUGCAACCAGAUUUCUUUUUUUUCGAUCAAGUGUGCCAAUUAUUUUUGAUUCAUUUCAUCUUUUAUUCGUUUUUUUUCUUCAAAAAUUAAGGAGUCGAUGAUUAAAAGUUCCUCUGGGAGGUUAUCUCAAAACUCUUUUAUUUCAAUCGCUAAUAUUAAAAAAAAGAAAAAAAUUUGAACACUGUGAGAUUUUUUAUCACAUGCAACCUGAAUUCAAAACCUCACAUGUAAGCAAAGGUUUUUUUAUAACUAUUCUUUUUUUCGGAAAAAGGUUUUUUUCUUCAGUGGUUAAAUGGGCUAAAGAAAAGUUUCAAUGAGAAUUAAAAAAAUGCUGAAAAAAAUCCUAAAGAGCUGAAAAGUCGUUGUAAAUUUAAUUUUUUAGUCAUAAGAUAUUCCUUCAAAAAAACUUCAGUAAUUUUCAAAAUUUUUCUGAAAAAAAGGUUUUUUUAAAAAUUGAAGUGGUUGGAUUGGACUUUUUCGACUUUCUACAAUAUUUUUUUAGAUAUUGAAUAAAUUUUAACUGUUAAUUUAUUUUAAACAGGAUAAUUUUGAUUUGAUAAAAUCAUGAAUCUAAAAACAUAUUGAAGCAAAAAUUCAUAUUUCUUUCCAAUAAUUUCAUAAUUAUUUGAAGUUUUUUUUAUUGACUUACAAAGUCAAGUUAUUUUUGAUCCAACUAAAUUGGUUUAUAAAAUUUACUCAAUCUCUACAAACCUCUUAGAAUAACUAAGAGCCCAACUAAUUCGAUUUAAAAAAAAUUAUGAGUUUUGAAUAAUAUUCAAAAUGUUUAUAGUGAUGCGAAAGUCAUAUUUUUUGAAAGUUGAAUGAGUCGAGUUGAACUUCAGUUUUCUUUCUUGAAGUUGGAAAAAUCAUCAAUCUAGAGAAAAUUCAUUUUUUAAAAAAAAGUUUUGGUGAUCUUCAUAGGGAACGAAAACUUCAUUUUUCUUUUCGUUCUGAUAUUUAAUUUCUCGAAAUUUCCGACGGAAAAACAGGGAUCUUAAAACAAAAUUUCCAUACUCACGAGAAUAACUCUUUCAUUUUCUCAGGUGAACCAGGUGGCGUACAAGCAGGUGGGCCUCUGCCAGGCCUACAUGCUUUUCUACGAAAGACUCAAGCCGAAUCGCUGGUACAAGCGUGGAUGACUGUAUUUCUCGCGGGUUCUCAUCAAUUGUAAAUUAAAAUAGUCCUCUAUAUAUAUAAUAAAUAUUAUUAACAUUUAUAUUAUGUCUCUUUUUUUUGCGAUUGAAGUGGUUCAUCUCCCAUUGCUUUAUUCAUUCUUUUUUUCCUUUCUGUAAAAUAAGAUGGAUGACUCCCAACAGGAUGGACGAGCCGCUGCCGUCGAAGGUCGACGUCAUAGUUUUGGGUACAGGAUUGCCGGAGGCGAUUCUCGCCGCCGCCUGUGCCCGAUCCGGCCUUUCCGUCGUUCAUUUGGACAGGUUUCCACGUUUUUCUGAACUUUUAUAAUCUGGAAUAUGAUGAUUUAAUGAAAAGCUUUGAAUAUGUUUUUAUUUGACGAACGAUUUUUUUGAAAAAUUUGAUGGUCUCAUUAAUUUCCUUUUUUUCAUAUAUUUUUAGAUCUGAAUAAGAUCAACGAGCUAUAGAAAAAAAUUUCUGGUAAAAAGCCUGAGUUUUGAAAAUAUUGAAAAAAAUCUCAAUCAACGAAAAAAAAUUUUCAAACUUAUUCCUUCAGAAAUCCAUUUUACGGCGCCGAUUGGACGUCUUUGAACUUGGAUUGUGUUCAUGAAUGGGUCAAUACCCAGGUUUCCUGUUUCACAUUCUUUGAAAUAAAAAAUAAUACCAUUUUCAGGCUCCGAUUCAAGAAAAUGCGGACGUUUCCACGUUUGAGAAGUUUUUGGAAGAAGGCGAAGAAUUGGUCCUACUGGGGGAUAAUAAACUCGUUGAGGAUGUUGAACAUGGAUGGCUUCCUGCUUGGUUCGAAAAAGUAGAAACUCAGAAAAGAAUUCUGAAUUUUCAGCUCAACUUCAAUCAGAAAAGAAGAAGAGGCAGUUGAAGGGGAAGAAAAAGAAGAAAAAGAAGAAAAAACCCACGAGGAGAUUUUGAAAAAGUCGGCUCGAAGGUUUUCCAUCGACGUCUUGCCGAAGGUGAGAUUGAGAAUAUGACCAAUUUUUGAGAACAGUUUCCAGUUUCAGAAAUAUCCUUUAAAUAGACUAAAAGCCGCUUAUAGAGAUCAUAUUUUUCUAUUUUUGGCUUGGUUAGCGAAAUUUUUGCCACAAACUUUAGGUUUGACAGGAUAUUUCAAAGCUCAAAUAAAAAGUAAAUCCGAUAUCUCAACGGAUGUAGCCGUAUUUAACCUGUUUUUGAGGCUAUUCGAAUCCCACUUGGGCUGAAACGGGAGAAAAACGGGUGCAAGAAGAUAAAGAUGACUCAGCUGUGUUCAUUCCGAAAACCUGAAACCCAACUGUGCAAAGAUGGGGUGUCCCAACUAUGGUGAAAAAAUUCCAAAAGUUCUACCGGCUGUGCUUAUUCGGGUUUGAUACGGGUACACCCGUUGAGAGCCCGUUUUACAUCAGUAAGAAACAUUUAUGAACCAGCUGUAUUUCGAAAUCUGUGGCCCAACUUUGCUAAAACGAUUACUCAACUGUGGUAAAAAAAAACAAGGGUUAGAAGUUUCAGGACUGUGUUUAUACGGGCUUAAUACGGGUAGGCCCUUUGAGAGCCCGUAUUAAAACAACUGAGCUACCCUCAUCAGCAUGAGAGUGUCUGAAUGCCCCUUCUUUUGAAUUAAAAGUUCAAAAAAUGUGACCGUUUUUUAUAGAAGGUCUCAGUUUUUUCAAACGAGCCGAUUCACGGCUACCUUGAGACGCAAAGAAGCGUGGCCUGUCUGUGCUCUCCACCAACCAGGCACUGUCUCAUUUCUUAUCGUGUCAGGACUCAUUUUUCGAUGGCUCAAGUCAGCCUUGAAUCAGCUAUAAUUAUCCUCUUCAAAGAGUGUUUUGACAAACUCUUAAGAAAUUCAGAAUUUUUAAAAACAAAAAAAGGCAUCUUACUUGCUAGGUCCUGCUCGCGAAAGGCGACAUGGUGCAAGUGCUGUGCGAUUCCCAAGUUUCCAAGUACGCCGAGUUCAAACUCGUCGACCGGCAACUGUGUCCCCUCGCAGAAGCCGACGGAAAUAUCUCCUUCCAUCGGGUUCCUUGCAGCAAGGGCGAGAUCUUCACCAGCCAGGUCCUCUCGUGAGUUUUAGGUCUUUUUCUGGUUGUAUCACAAUUUUCGGCUUACUACUUUCUCUCUGAAAAGCUUGUCGGUCUAGAGAAAAGGAGAAAAGUUGAUUAAAAAGAACUUAAGAUACUGGAAAUUUUGAGAGUCGUGAGUGAUUUCAUUCAAAUAGACAGGGUAGAUCAAUAGUGCCCUGAAGGAAUAGCUCAAAAAUAUCAUCAUAAAGUUAAUUUUGCUCUAUGGCGAAGUCCAUUCAGUUCAGAGGAUUGAUGAGUUCAGAGAUAGCCUAACGGCCUCCCGGCCAUUUUUUGAGCCCGCCCAGACGCGGCCCGGGCUUAGAGAGGCCUCAAUGGCCGGCCCGACCCAAAAAGCUCAAAUAUUUUUCAAGUCGAAUAUCAAGUUUUUUUCAUGACAAAAAUGUGAUGUCCGGAGCCCGGGCCGCCCGGCCUGACGCACAAGCCUGAUCAAGUUUGGGUUUUUAAAAAAGUUCUGAAGGGAAAAAUAAAUGGUUGAAAUUACCUAGGCUCAAAUUUUCUUCUUCUUGAACCCAAGAAUUUGCUAUGUUCAAGUUUUUUUGAAAGCCUUAAUUUGGCUUCAAAAUGAAUAAUUUUCCGCGGUUUAUUAGGAGUCUAGAAUUUUUUUCCAUUUGUGACGACUGAAAAAAACUGAAAACCGGGCCAGAGACUUUUUUUUUCAAACUUUGAGUCUGGAAGGAUAUUAAAUCUAUAAGAAAAUAUUUAUCUAGUUAUUUUACAUUCCAUUCAUAUUUUUUUCACAAUACUUGACAACAAAAAGCUCAAAAAAUUUAUAAUAAUCUUCAGACUUUCUCUUGAGAAUUUUUCUGCUUUAGAACAAUGGACAAACGGUUUUUGAUGAAAUUCAUCACGUUUUGCACCCAAUGGAGGGCCAGCUCUCCUGAAGAUGCCCGAAAUGCGAUCAAAGGUUCAUUUCCACCCGCUUCCAGUCAAAAUUCACAGUUUAAGACUUUGCGGACAAGCCUUUCGACGAAUUCCUCCGAUCACAAAAAUUGCCGGAAAAUCUGCGCUCAUAUAUUACUAGCACGAUUGGAAUACUCGAAGAUCAACCGACCACGGCCAAGGUUAUUCAAAUUUGAAAAAAAAAAGAAGUUUUCAAGAUAAAACUGAACAUUUUCUGAUGAUUUUCUGCAAUUUAUCCUUAGAGCGCACUUGUAACAUGAGCAAUACCUUCUUUUUUCUACAAAUGUUUAUUUUUUGACUUCGAAAGUUUUUUCAAUGUUUUAUUCGAUAAAUUAAUUUCCAGCGGUUUCAACCAAAGAUCAGAGUUAUUUAAUAAAAGGAAAACUCCGCAUUUCUUGUCAUUUCCCAAAUGUUCAGGGUCUCGAAGCGGUAUGCCGUUUUAUGGAUUCAGUUGGACAUUUCGGACCUUCUCCAUUUCUUUUCCCGCUUUAUGGAAACGGAGAGAUGGCCCAGUAUUAUUGUAGACUUUCUGCCGUUUUCGGAAGCCUCUACUGCUUGGGGAAACCUAUCGAUUUCGUCGUGAAGAAGGAGAACAGGUAAAUAAUGGAAAAAAACGUGCUUCAUUGGAAGCUGUUUGCUGAAAUUUCCACUUUAAUGAGCGUAAGUCGUUUUGAGUCGGGUGCGCUUUUAAAAAAAGGCAGCCUGCCGCGCCUAGCCAUUCUACAUGCCUUUUUGAGCGAGUAAAAUUUCAGUAAACGCCAAACUUCUACACAAAAAAAUAAAUUAGACGCUUUUUAAGAUUAGGAUAAAACAUAUAAUAAAUUUCUUGACCUUUAUUUGAACCUGAUAAACAAUUUUUUUAGAAUAGUCGGAGUAAUAACCAACGGACAACGUGUGAACUGUGACCACGUGAUCAUGUCACAAACUUAUCUUCCCAAAUCAGUUCCUUUGAACCUCACAAACUUCCAAAUUCAACGUCGGAUAUUCAUUACAAAUCGCUCCAUUCUACAGGAAGAUAAAGAAUUUGUGAGGAAUUGAAUAAUCCGAUAUUUAUCCUUGAGUCUUCGAUUAGAUAACUUUGAUCAACGCCUCUUCAUUACGAAACGGAACGACUACGAGAAUAAUUGAGGCUGGUUUCGAGGCUUGUCUAGCGCCUAAGGGAUAUUGUGAGCUGAAAAAAAAAGAUAAAAAUAGUUGAAAUCUCGGUUUUUCAGUAUUAGUUCAUGUUACGGGGAAGGAAGAUGAAAAACAGGAUCUUGAUGGAUUUAUCGAUCGAUUAUUCAAGCAGAAAGGUACCAAUAAAUGAAGAAAAUGAAGUUAUUUUUUCUGAGUAGAUAUCAGUCCACUUUGGCAAAUGCGCUUCAAGAUGAGAAAUUCGGUGACGGAAGGUCUGGACCUGCCCGAAAACGUCAUCACGACGCCUUCUGUGGACAUCGAUCUCGAGUUCUCCAGUUUGAUCGAAGAGGUUUUUGACAGCCGAUGUGGUUCAGAGUACAUGACUUUAGAAGAACCCAAGUUUAGAUAUAAUAAGUAACUGGGAAGUUAUACUAAGGGUAACAAAGGUUCUUUUUUGCUGCCUUUUUGCGGCAUUUUCUAGGCCCUUAUGCACGUUUUUUGCUGCCUCUCCCCCUUUUUUCAUCAUUUCCUGAGUCUUUAAAAUACCAUAUAAAAAUCGGAAGGGUCGAUAAAGGGACUCUCUUUGCUCCCUUUCUGUAGCCUUUUCUGAGCCUCUCCCUUUUAGCGGCCAUUAUCCACCAUUCCGACCUUGCUCUUACCAUUAUAAGGUCUCUCGUUUUUUUUGUUUCGCAACGCCUGCGUGUCUCUAUUUUACACAGAUCUACUCCGGGCCUUUUUUUUCUUUGUUUUUUUUACUAGACCAAAAUAAGUUAAUAUUCAACGGAAAGCUUAGGAUCAAGCCAAAAUAGCCAAUAAUACAAUUUUUCCUUACGUAAUUUUAUUUAAUUUGAAUAACUUCAUUUUUCAGUGCCGAAAACUGUUCUGCGCCACUUGGCCGGAUCGAGACUUUUUACCAAGGAUGAUAGAAACGAACGAAGAAGAAGAAGAGGAGCGAGAAGUGGAAAAAGAAGAAGAUGAAGCCAUCGAAAGCUGA
Messenger RNA from Caenorhabditis auriculariae, 8649 nucleotides. NCBI's taxonomy places the organism in Eukaryota, Metazoa, Nematoda, Chromadorea, Rhabditida, Rhabditidae. The record is from the annotation of a GenBank genome assembly.